Messenger RNA from Fraxinus pennsylvanica, 2547 nucleotides. The record is from the annotation of a GenBank genome assembly. Lineage: Eukaryota; Viridiplantae; Streptophyta; Magnoliopsida; Lamiales; Oleaceae.
AUGGGGUGCACGGUAUCGAAGCUAGGCAACGAGGACACCGUGCGGCGGUGCAAGGAGCGGCGCCGCCUGAUGAAGGAAGCAGUGCACGCCCGGCACCACCUAGCCUCUGCCCACUCCGAUUACUGUCGCUCCCUCCGCAUCACAGGCUCCGCCCUCGUUACGUUUGCUUCCGGUGAACCUAUCUCCGUCUCUGUCCACACUCCGGCGGUCCUCCUCCGCAGUCCAUCCUCCGUCUCGAACGCCGCCGCCGCCAACACUUCCAAACCCACUUUCAUCCCUCCUCCUCGUCACAUCCCCUCCCCUUCCCCAUCUUUCCAUCCCCCUCCACCGCCGCCACCCUUGUCUACCACCUCCACCAACCGCUCGCACCAGCAGCAGCCACCGCGCAGCAAAAAAUCAAUGAAACUCCCUCAUAUUCUGUCAGACUCCAGCUUCUCAUCGUCCCCACCACCGCCGCCGCAUAAUGUCGAUGGAAAUUUUACCUACGACGCCAGAGCGAAUUCGACUUACACCAGCACCCCCUCCCAGGCCUCCUCCGUAUGGAAUUGGGAGAACUUCUACCCUCCAUCCCCUCCCGAUUCCGAAUACUUCCAGAACCUCCACACCAACAAGAAUACAUCCCGAAUUACUCAAGAAGAAAGCCAUUCUGAUGGUGAUGAUGACGACGAUGAUAAAGAAUCCAGCUUAUCAUCGUUUUCUAAUACUCACGAUCGGAUCAAUAACUAUCAAAAUCCUAUUAGCAGAAGCAACAAGAAGAAGCAAUUCGACGACAAGGCAUCCAAUUAUUCAUCGUAUUCACGGUAUUCAGAUAGUGGGAACAGUUAUGUAAGAAAUCAUCCUAAACAAGGUCCUGUACCAGUUCAAAGGAAAGGUCACCAUCUAAAAAACUCGGAAAGCGAAGAGGAGGAGACCGAGAGAGAAGAAGUCCAGUGCAGUGAAUGGGGGGACCAUGACCGUUAUACCAAUACAUCGAGCUCCUCUGAUGAGGAUGAAGAGGAAGAUCUCAAGUCCAGAUCUGAUUUUGGGUCUCAGUGGAAUUACGGGUCGGUGAAAAACGAGCCUGCUGCGGCUGCUGAUGUGGGGAAUUUGAAUGUGAAUUUGAAUUUCAAGCCCUCUGGUAAAUCCGAGAAGCUUUUCUCGGAUGAUAGCAAGUCAUCGGUUAGUUGGGGAAAUAGGAACGAUGAAGGGAUGAAUUCUGAUAGGAGGAUUGUGGUGAGGCACAAGAAUUUGGUAGAAAUUGUGGCAGCACUCGAGGAGUAUUUUGAUAAGGCUGCUUCUGCCGGUGAGCAGGUGUCUGAGAUGCUGGAAACUGGACGAGCUCAGCUCGAUCGUAGCUUUAAGCAGUUGAAAAAAACACUCUAUCACUCAAGUGGAAUGUUGAGUAACUUGAGCUCUACCUGGACUUCAAAACCUCCUUUGGCUGUUAAGUACCGGCUUGAGCCCAGUUCUCUUGAUCAGCCAGGUGGUCCGAAGAGCCUUUUUUCAACUUUGGAACGGCUUUUGGCGUGGGAAAAGAAACUAUAUGAAGAAGUGAAGGCUAGGGAAGGUGUAAAAAUUGAGCAUGAAAAGAAGUUGGCUACGCUUCAAGGUCAGGAGUACAGGGGAGACGAUGAAGCCAAGUUGGACAAGACAAAAACCUCAAUAAAGAGACUACAAUCCCUAAUCAUCGUCACAUCUCAGGCCGUAUCUACUACCUCCUCUGCUAUUAUUGGUCUAAGAGACUCAGACCUGGUCCCACAGCUUGUGGAACUUUGUCAUGGGUUCAUGUACAAGUGGAGAUCAAUGCAUCAGUUUCAUGAAGUCCAGAAUGACAUCGUGCAGCAAGUGCGAGGCCUUGUUAAUCAAGCAAACAAAGGCGAACCAACAUUUGAUAUGCACAGGCAGGCAACACGUGAUCUCGAAUCAGCUGUAGCUGCCUGGCAUUCUAGUUUCUGCCACCUGAUAAAAUUCCAACGAGAUUUUGUCCGUUCUCUCCAUGGCUGGUUCAAGCUUACCCUCCUCCCUGUCAGCGGUGAGGCAACUAAUGGCAACAGGGAACUAUCCGAGGUUUUUGCUUUUUGUGAUGAGUGGAAACUUGCACUCGAUCGGAUUCCCGAUACAGUUGCCUCCGAAGCCAUCAAAAGUUUUGUCAAUGUUGUUCAUUCAAUAUAUUUGAAACAAACGGAGGAGCUCAAGAUGCAGAAACGAACCGAAAUUGUAUCAAAGGAACUUGAGAAAAAAUCUUCCUCUCUCAGGAACAUUGAGAGAAAGUAUUACCAAACGUACUCUAUGGUUGGUAUAGGUCUUCCUGAUACGGGGCAUGAAAAUGGGCAUGCUUUGGAUGCACGAGACCCACUGGCCGAGAAAAAAUCAGAGCUUGCAAUUUGCCAAAGGCGGGUGGAAGAUGAGAUGCUGAAACACGCCAAGGCAGUCGAGGUGACCCGAGCAAUGACACUAAACAACUUACAAACAGGCUUGCCUGGUGUUUUCCAAGCCAUGACCAGUUUUUCUGCUUUGAUCACAGAAGCACUGGAGGCAGUUUGCACCAGCUCCUACGCCAUCAAGUAG